Messenger RNA from Opisthorchis viverrini, 1307 nucleotides. RefSeq lists its product as hypothetical. Lineage: Eukaryota; Metazoa; Platyhelminthes; Trematoda; Opisthorchiida; Opisthorchiidae. The transcript has 3 exons. Bases 75 to 1205 code for a protein of 376 amino acids. Gene Ontology annotation, molecular function: cAMP-dependent protein kinase regulator activity. Gene Ontology annotation, cellular component: cAMP-dependent protein kinase complex. The record is from RefSeq and is a predicted model, not a curated record. Gene Ontology annotation, biological process: regulation of protein phosphorylation.
GCGCUGUGCAAGCACCGUUUUAUGUUAUCGCGUGAGCAUUUAUUUAAUUGCAUUGAAACUUGGCUCGAAACAGAAUGGAAGGCAAAAAGAAGCUGCCAAGAAUUCCUCCAGGGUUUCAGGAAUUACUGGAAUCUUUGAGCUAUGAUGUGCUUCGUGCUCAGCCGGAUGAUGUCCUACGAUUUUGUAUUGAAAAUCUUAACAAUCGUCUUAGCAUUGUGCAAGAGGAAGGCACACAAAAGGCUGAAUUCACGGACAACGAUAAUUCCCUACCCAUUACUCAAAGCGAUGCACCGCCGCCGAGGAAGGCGAGAGAACGCCGAGGGGGUGUAGCAGCCGAGAGCUGGGAUCCAGAAAAUGUGGAAAAUACAGAGAAAGUGGUCUACCCAAAGACCGAAGAACAGAAGAGCUCCCUUCUAGAAGCGGUCAGGCAGAUCCUUUUGUUUCGAUGCCUGGAUGAAGACGAUCGUUUAGAUGUUGUUGAUGCAAUGUUCCAGAGGACUGUUGAACCCGAAGAAGACGUGAUCACCUAUGGGGAAAUGGGUGAUAACUUUUACAUAAUCGAGUCUGGAACUUACGACAUCUACGUUAACAUUAACAAUGAAAUGAAAAAGGUAACGCAAUAUGUAGACAAAGGAUCUUUCGGAGAGUUGGCACUAAUGUACAACACACCACGAGCAGCCACGAUAAGAGCUGUUACACCUGGUGUAUUGUGGGCGAUGUCAAGAGAAACAUUUCGGUCAAUCGUCCUUACCAAGGCAUUUAAAAAGCGAAAGCUAUACGAAAGUCUUUUAGAGAGUGUUGAUCUACUGAAACCAUUAAGUCAAUAUGAGCGCAAUAAUUUGGCGGAUGCCCUAUACACCAGAAUUGUAGAAGAAGGAGAAUCGAUUUUCCUCCAAGGAGACGUUGGUCAAGAAAUGUUUUUCAUUGAGUCCGGUUCGGUGGUAGUACGGAUGACAACGCCUGAAAAGCCCGACGAGUACACUGAGCUCUGCACACUUGGACAGUAUCAAUAUUUCGGUGAGCUGGCGCUUCUAACAAAAAAUCCUCGAGCGGCAUCUGUUUAUGCCCUAGAACGCACCCGGCUGGCCGUAUUGGAGGUAGACAGUUUCGAACGCAUUCUGGGACCUUGUCAAGACCUUCUUAAGCAAAAGGCUCAGGAAUAUGCCGAAACGCUGGACAAACUCACGGCAGAAAACAGACUAUGAAUUGUCCAAUCAGCUGCAGCAAGGCAACGAAAAGAGAGCCAAUGACGUGAACUUAUAAAAACAAUAAAUUUUGUUUUCUUAUUUUCAUUCGAUCAUACGUUU